Molecule: messenger RNA, 1588 nt
Organism: Aquila chrysaetos chrysaetos
Lineage: Eukaryota; Metazoa; Chordata; Aves; Accipitriformes; Accipitridae
Product: cytochrome c oxidase assembly factor 1 homolog
Exons: 10
Coding region: 689-1348 (219 amino acids)
Biological process (GO): mitochondrial respiratory chain complex IV assembly; mitochondrial respiratory chain complex I assembly
Cellular component (GO): mitochondrial inner membrane
Source: RefSeq, a predicted model, not a curated record
CGCGGCAAUGGCGGCCCCCACGGCCCACGCGUCAGCCCUUCCGCCGACCGCCGCUGCCGUGAGAGUGCAAAACAGAGAUUAAGAUGGCUUGGCUGGGUUGGAUGGCUGCAUUGCUGGUGGCAGAGAGUCCCUAGGUGCUGUCAAGUGCUUUACAAGCAAGGCCAUCCUUACCGAGCUGAAUAAGCCUUGAGGAAGCAGCUUGCUGUGGACCUGAACUAAGGCAGGAAGUACAAGAACACGACACAGCAGAGCACAACAUGGGGUUUUGGAUGAAUUUUGGCUGCCUUAUAAACACUCCCCCAAACCAGCUCUCUUCUACUUCUUGAAAACUAUGGGAGUCAUAUUCAUUGUCCACAGCGGUAUUUUAAGUGGCGUCUAGAUAAAAGCUGUCAGCAGAGCUUUUUAGCUGGAUUGAGGCUACCAACUGAUAUCAAUCUUGAACCACCGUUUUAGAGGAGUGGCACCAAAAAGCCUGUUGUUAUGCUGAGUGCUUUACAGGACAAAUAACACUCCCUGCUUCCUCAGCUGCCUAAAAAUCAAGCCAUAGAUAUUGAGCUUCAAUCUGAAUACGUGCAUCUAGAGAAGAACCACUGAGAAAAAGAGCAUUACUUCUACUUCUCAUUUGACUGUGAAUUAAGCAAACUUCUUUUCUACAAGUUGCUGAGCUUUUGGUGAAGGCGGAUCAGACAUGCAAAGGCUUGGUAUUUCUGGAAAUGCUGUCAAGAGGCACAAUUUGUGCUGUUACUUCUCAGAAAUGAGAGCAAUAUUAUCGGUUACCGUUUGGUCUGCAAUAGCACUCAGAAGCUGGAGGUGCUGGUGGGGCUUGGUAGUGCCAGGGGGAGGAGAAGGAAGAGGAGAAGGAGGAAGAAAUGCCUUCCCCAAAGAACCUGCAGCCCCAGCUCCCUCACUCAGGUCUGAGGGAGGAAAAAUGCCAGCUUCUCUAAGAAAACUGCAGCAAAUGGCUGUUUUCAUGGGACUGUUCAGCGGUGGGGGAUGCAUCGUGAUGUAUAAUCUUAUGCAAAAAAGUUUUGCCAGGACCCAGUAUUACCAGCAGGCUUUGGAGCAACUGAACAGCAAUCCUGAUGCCCUGGAAGCCCUGGGUGCCCCCCCUCUUAAGGUUCACAACAUCCGACUGACAGACGGGAGUAAUCGCGUGGACACAGAAAGAGCACAGAUAAAGUUACCGGUAUCUGGAACAAAGUCAGCGGGGUACCUCUAUAUUAACUCAGAGAUGGACCACUCCCGUCAAUGCUGGUGCCUUCAGGAUGUCACCUUGAAACUGCAGGAUGGUCAGAGUAUUCCUGUUUACCACUCCCCGGUGGAAAGCAUUGGUGUGCAAGAAGGCUAAAAAGUCAAAGGCAGCUGCUUCUCCACCUCCCGUUGAGCUGAAGGAGCCAUUAAUCGAUUGCAUCCCGCUGUGUCUGUGAAUGUACACAGUUGUCACAAGUGACAAUUUCACUUAAGUGAGUGCUCUCAAGACAAUUUUCUCUCUCUGAUUGACCUCAUCAUUGUCAUAAUUGUAAUUUCUUUCUUUUGCUGGUUUAUUCAUGUGUUCAGCAGAAGCCUAAAAUAAAUAUCUUGCAAAAGA